Molecule: messenger RNA, 1759 nt
Organism: Anopheles nili
Lineage: Eukaryota; Metazoa; Arthropoda; Insecta; Diptera; Culicidae
Product: cysteine-rich hydrophobic domain-containing protein 2
Exons: 3
Coding region: 178-675 (165 amino acids)
Source: RefSeq, a predicted model, not a curated record
UCAAGAACGAGCAGCGGAUACGACGAGUGAGAUUCGAACGUACGGCAAAAUUUAUCCCCAACUUCUGGUGCAUCGCGGUCGCUUCUUAGUUGGCGGUAGUGUGAGCAGGUCUUCCGAUACACUACGGCGUACCGAUCACUGGAGAGGUGUACCUUGCAGUCACAGCAAAGCGUCGUGAUGGCAGAUUUCGACGCUAUCUACGAGGAGCAGGAACUCGCGGAGGAAAAUGACGAGGAAGCGCACGUUCAAAUGGUUCCAGAUCCGAUUGUAAUCCGAGGGGCAGGCAAUAUGACAGUGUUUGGUUUAAGCAAUCGAUUUAACGUGCAAUUUCCAGCUGGUCUGGUUUCGCGCAUUGCACCGGAAGAGUUCAAAGCGACUGUCUUGCGAAUUAACGCCGUUUUGAAAAAGACACUACCGGUCAACGUUAAGUGGCUCUUUUGUGGGUGCGUUUGCUGCUGCUGUACGUUAGGAUGUUCUCUAUGGCCUGUGAUAUGUUUAAGUAAGAGGACGCAGCAUACGCUCAACAAAUUACUCGAGUGGGAAAACAGUCACCUUUAUCACAAACUCGGAUUACACUGGCGCUUGAGCAAGCAGCAGUGCGAUUCCAAUUCAAUGAUGGAGUACGUGCUGUUGAUAGAAUUUAUACCGAAAACACCGAUCUACCGGCCCGAUUAGACGGAAAAAAUGUUGGCCAUGUGAAAGAUAAAAGCCCGAUUCGAUGUGUAAAAAGAAAUAGGCGAAUCGGGUGUCCUAGAAUGGUUUCCAAGUGUGUUGUUUUAAUCAUCAAUUUACUGUUGAUAACGUCUUGGAUUAGGUGAAGUAGUUAUUUUUGCUUUUAUACAUUUACAUUAACUCACACCAAGUAUACAUCCUUUGAAUGAAUACGCUCAAUAAAUUUUGGCUAGGUUCGGUAGUCAAGCUUAUUCGUUCGGUCAUUUGGUACUGUUAGCUGUGUACCCGCUAGAUCACACGUGCCACUGAUAUGAACAUGGUUUGAGAUUGGCUUUUUUGCAAUACACUGAGUUAUUUUUUAUGCUACUACAGAUAGUUUGAAUACUUCUCGGAACUAGUUGUAGGUGAAUAUGUUCAAAAACAUGACUAAUAUGAGUGGUUUGGCGCGAACAUUGUUAUGAGAAUCAAAAUAAAGUUGUACACCGAAUGGCGUAAUAAUAGCAAAACGAACGUUUGUAUAGUGUAUAGAAAAAUUGAAAUUGUGUAUAAAAAUGCUGGUGGCAUGUGAGCAAAGUAAUACUAGAUUGUGUUCCGUUAGCUUUUUAGGGGUUUGCUGCGUUUAAACUAGGGUCAGCGUAACGGAACGAGCUAGCUUGCAUGAUUGCAAUGGUAAAUAAAAAUAAUUAGUACCGCUAAAGGAAUAGACAGGGUGUAGAAACGAUUCCACGGAUGGAAGUAGUGUUUCUGAAUAAUGUAGGCAUUAAUUGCGUAAUUCUUCGGUCUGCAGUUGACCGCAUGUGCCAUUAGGGGCCGAACACAGAACAGUGUGCACAUCCAACGAAAGAUUCCCAAAGCCUGCAAGGAUGUCGUUUAAUUCAAAAAUUUUCUAGUUCUCAUGCUGUUAAUCAAAUCAUUUUGAUGUUUUAUUUAGUAAAAACAAGCCUUACAAGAAAAUAAUACAGAAUAACAAGAUCAUAGAUUUGUUCAAGUUGUUUUAUGCGUUUUUGUUCGUCUUACAUUUGGGAUCUCUUUUACUAUUUUUGUCACUUAUUCGAAAAUUCUUAACCAGGAAAAUGAUCAAUGGAGG